Molecule: messenger RNA, 648 nt
Organism: Helobdella robusta
Lineage: Eukaryota; Metazoa; Annelida; Clitellata; Rhynchobdellida; Glossiphoniidae
Exons: 4
Source: RefSeq, a predicted model, not a curated record
AUCCCGAACAAUAUUCAAGAAUUGUCUAAGUUUUCUGAAGAGUUAAAAGAAUAUUCAGAGAAGCAUCCGUAUCACGUCUUUACCAUAUAUUGUUUGACAUAUAUAUGGAAACAAACGUUUGCCAUUCCAGGAUCAUUUUUACUUAAUAUAUUAGGUGGAGCAUUGUAUGGGACUAUCAAUGGCCUAAUUAUUACAUGUAUCUUAACAGCUACAGGAGCUACAUUGUGUUACCUUUGGUCUUACUACCUUGCCAGACCUUAUGUCAUCAAAUUCUUUUCAACAAGAAUGGAAACACUUUCUGAAAAAAUAAACAAUUUGAAUGGAUCCUUAUUUAUGACCCUCAUUUCACUUCGAGUGAUGCCUAUGACACCCAACUGGCUUCUUAAUAUUACUUUACCAGUUUUAGGAAUUCGACUUCAUUAUUUUACUUUGUCUGUUUUAUUAGGCUUGAUGCCAUACAAUCUAAUCUGUGUACAGUCAGGUAGGAUGUUGUCUGAGAUCCACUCUUCGUCAGAUGUCAUCACAUUGUCAGUUAUGGUAAAACUUUUACUCGCAACAUUCCUUUUAUUAAUGCCAAACAUUUUAACAAUAAUAUUUAAAAAAAUUUUAUCAAACAAAACUAAAAACGAAUGCAAAAAAUUGUUAUGA